AUGAAUCAAAAUUAAAGGAAAUUCGUUAGAUGUUUCAAUUGUAAAAUUAAGCCUGCAACUAUAAAAUGCUUUGAUUGCAAUGAAAAUGAGCCUACUAAAUUAUGUUAUCAUUGUGAUUCUACUUUACAUCCAGAUCAAGACCAUCAAAAAUAGAUUAUACCUUAUGAUUAAAUGGUAUCUAAUGAGGAGAGAACACAUUCUAUAACUCCAGAGAAAUAAUAAGAUAUAACUCCUCAUCUAAGUUCAAUCUUAAGAUCUAGAAUAAGAAAAAAUGAGGAGAAUACUAGUUUUACAAAUAAUGAAGAAAUUUUAAAUAAGAACUAACUUAAAUCAGUAGAGUUAAAAUUUAGAAUAAAGUUUUAAGAGUAGGAAAACACAAUUAAUUUAUUAAAAUAGCAUAUUGAAAAUAUAGAGAAUAGACACAAAGAGAAUUUAUCUAAAAUGAGAGAUCAAUUAAUAAAAGCAUAAGAUGAAGCAUUAAAAAAAUAAGAGGAAACAUCAAAUGAAUUGAUUAAGGUUAAGAAAUAAUAUGAGGAUAAAAUUGCAUAAUAUGUAUCAUAAAUAGAAAGUGAGACUUAAUUUAAUAAUUCUCUUUAAUCAAAAUUAGAUGAGUUAAGGUAAUUAUACUAUAUAAAAUAGAAAUACUCAUUAAAUAAAAUAAUAAGAAUCUUAAUAGAUAAUUGCUUAAUUAAGAGCUGAAAUAGAAAGAAGAAAGUUUUAAGAAGAACAAAUAAGAAUUGAAGCAGAGAAUUAAGUAAUAUAAAUUAAGAAAGAAUCUCAAUAAGAAUUAGAAAAAAAUAUAUCUGUAUUAAAAAAUGAUUGUUCUAAUUAAGUUGAAGAAUAUAAACUUAAAAUAGCAGGUAAACAAGAAUAAAUUAUAUCUUUAUAAUCUUAAAUCUAAUAAUUAUAAGGUACAUUAAAAGAUAUUGAAGGAGUUUGGUAGAAGAAACUAUAAUUUGAACAAUAAUCAUAUGAUGAAUUAAAGUAAUAAUUUUAUUUAAUGAUAGAUAAAAAUAUCAUUAAUAAGGAGAAGAGUGUGAAAUAUUAUUAAAAGAUAUUAGAAAUCUUCAAUCAGAAAUAAUGAUUUAUCAAAAAGAAAAUGAAUUAUUUUAAAAGGAGAAAUUAGGUUUAACUAAAUAAUUGAAUUAACAAUUAGAAAAGAAUGAGAAGAUGGAUAGAUUUAUCUAUGGUUCAAAAAAAUCAUAGAUAAAAAUAAAAAUAUGA
Paramecium pentaurelia is the source of this 1224-nucleotide messenger RNA. Lineage: Eukaryota; Ciliophora; Oligohymenophorea; Peniculida; Parameciidae. The record is from the annotation of a GenBank genome assembly.